CAAUCAAGAAACAGAAGACAGUAGACUCUGCUGUCGCCGAACAAGGUCCAGAACAAAACGGAACUAGUAUGGAUUCUUCGCGUAUCUUGGCCCUCCUCGAGGACCCCGAACUGUUCCAACAGAAUUACGAACAAAUACGAUACGAUAUCAUCAGCCAUAUCAAACAACAAGACCUGGUCAUCGCGAAUGUCACCAAUGAGUUGGCCACCUCUAAGACUGCAAACAAGGCUUUCAAACAAGCUUUAAGUGAGAUCGGUACCGUGGUUAUCUCUGUCGCCAUGGGUGACUUGUCCAAGAAGGUAGAGAUUCAUACGGUGGAAUCAGAUCCGGAGAUUUUGAAAGUCAAGAUUACAAUCAAUACCAUGAUGGACCAGUUACAAGCUUUCGCUAACGAAGUCACUAAAGUUGCAACAGAAGUUGCCAAUGGUGAAUUGGGUGGACAGGCAAAGAACGAAGGGUCAGUAGGUAUCUGGAGAUCGUUGACGGAUAAUGUCAAUAUUAUGGCUCUCAAUUUGACAAACCAAGUUAGAGAAAUUGCUGAUGUUACUCGGGCUGUCGCUAGAGGUGACUUGUCGAGAAAGAUUAAUGUACAUGCUCAAGGUGAAAUUUUACAAUUGCAAAUGACUAUAAACACCAUGGUAGAUCAGUUGAGAACAUUUGCGUUUGAAGUGUCUAAGGUAGCCCGUGAUGUGGGUGUUUUGGGUAUAUUGGGUGGUCAGGCUUUGAUCGAAAAUGUUGAAGGUAUCUGGAAGGAAUUAACUGAUAAUGUAAACGCUAUGGCUCUUAAUUUAACGACACAAGUCAGAAAUAUUGCGAACGUUACAACUGCGGUAGCCAAAGGUGAUCUAUCUAAGAAAGUGACGGCAGACUGUAAAGGAGAAAUUCUUAAUUUAAAAUUGACUAUCAAUCAAAUGGUGGAUCGAUUACAGAAUUUUGCAUUGGAAGUUACUACGUUAUCAAGAGAAGUCGGUACCUUGGGUAUUUUGGGUGGUCAAGCAAAUGUCCAAGAUGUCGAGGGCGCAUGGAAAGCAGUCACAGAAAAUGUCAAUUUGAUGGCUACAAAUUUGACCAACCAAGUGAGAUCCAUUGCUACUGUUACAACUGCCGUCGCGCAUGGCGACUUGUCUCAGAAAAUUGAUGUGCACGCUCAGGGUGAAAUCUUGCAAUUGAAGAAUACCAUCAACAAGAUGGUGGAUUCUUUACAACUUUUCGCAUCGGAAGUUUCCAAGGUUGCUCGGGAUGUCGGUAUUAAUGGUAAGUUAGGAAUUCAGGCUCAAGUCAGUGACGUCGAUGGUUUAUGGAAAGAAAUCACUUCUAAUGUCAAUACUAUGGCUUCCAAUUUGACCUCACAGGUCAGAGCCUUUGCUCAGAUUACUGCUGCAGCAACAGAUGGUGAUUUCACUAGGUUUAUUACUGUUGAAGCCAGUGGUGAAAUGGAUGCCUUGAAGACCAAGAUUAACCAGAUGGUGUUGAAUUUGAGAGAAUCUAUUCAGAGGAAUACUGCUGCUAGAGAAGCGGCCGAAUUGGCUAACAGCGCCAAGUCGGAAUUCUUGGCGAAUAUGUCGCAUGAAAUUAGAACCCCUUUGAAUGGUAUAAUUGGUAUGACACAAUUAUCAUUGGAUACUGAAUUGACUCAAUAUCAACGUGAAAUGUUAUCGAUUGUCCACAAUUUAGCCAACUCUCUUUUGACCAUUAUUGAUGAUAUUUUGGAUAUUUCGAAGAUUGAAGCUAACAGAAUGACAGUUGAACAGAUUGAUUUUUCGUUACGUGGAACAGUCUUUGGUGCAUUAAAAACACUAGCAGUUAAGGCGAUUGAGAAAUCUCUUGAUUUGACCUAUCAGUGUGACUCCUCAUUCCCGGAUAACUUGAUUGGAGAUUCUUUCAGAUUGAGACAAGUCAUUUUGAAUUUGGCAGGAAAUGCUAUCAAGUUUACUAAGCAGGGUAAAGUGAGUGUCAGUGUAAAGAAAUCUAGCAAGUUUACUGACGAUUCUGAGAAGUUGUUGCUUGAAGUCUGUGUGAGCGAUACUGGCAUUGGUAUUGAGAAAGAUAAAUUGGGUUUGAUUUUCGAUACUUUCUGUCAAGCUGAUGGUUCUACAACUAGAAAAUUUGGUGGUACUGGUUUGGGGUUAUCAAUUUCUAAACAAUUAAUCCAUUUAAUGGGUGGUGAAAUCUGGGUUACUUCAGAAUACGGUUCUGGCUCUAACUUUUACUUCACCGUAUCCGUUUCUCCAUCGAAUAUAAGAUAUACAAGACAGACAGAACAAUUGUUACCAUUCAGUUCUCACUAUAUCUUAUUUGUAUCUACUGAGCAUACUGACGCAGAAUUGGAAGACAUCAGAAACGGAAUUAUUGAGCUUGGAUUAAAUCCCGUGAUUGUCAGAGAUAUAAGAGAUGCUAGUUUAACCGACCCAGUUAAGUACGAUAUCAUUAUGAUUGAUUCGAUCGAUAUUGCGAAGAACUUGAGAUUGUUACCUGAAGUUAAGUACAUUCCUUUGGUAUUGCUCCAUCAUUCUAUCCCAGAAUUGAAUAUGAGAGUUUGCAUCGAUUUGGGUAUUUCUUCUUACGGCAAUACCCCUUGUACGAUAACAGACUUAGCAAGCGCAAUUAUACCUGCAUUAGAAUCAAGAUCAAUUGCUCAAAACUCAGAUGAGUCAGUGAGCUAUAAGAUAUUGUUGGCAGAAGAUAACCUUGUCAAUCAGAAAUUAGCUGUGAGAAUUUUGGAGAAGCAAGGUCACCAAGUAGAAGUUGUUGAAAAUGGGUUAGAGGCAUACGAAGCUAUCAGAAAGAAGAAAUACGAUGUUGUUCUUAUGGAUGUACAAAUGCCUGUUAUGGGAGGUUUCGAAGCUACAGAAAAGAUUAGACAAUGGGAAAAGAAGUCCAAUCCAAUCGAUUCUUUGAGUUUCAGAACCCCAAUUAUUGCUUUAACUGCCCAUGCGAUGUUAGGUGAUCGAGAAAAGUCGCUAGCUAAGGGAAUGGAUGACUAUGUUUCCAAACCUUUGAAGCCCAAGUUGUUAAUGCAGACUAUAAACAAAUGUAUUCAUAAUAUCAACCAGUUGAAAGAAUUAUCAAAGCAGAAUAAUAGCAAUAGAACAUCAGAAUUUGCUAAAAAUUUGAAGAAGGGAUCAAUUAAGAGCGGAGAGCAUCCAAAUUUAUUAUCAAAUAUUUCCAGUCCAACACUAGUCAAUGCAAUGACAAAUGGAAGCAAUUCAUCGCGUUCAACUCCUCCAUUUUCUGGUUCAGAUCUGUAUGGUGAGAGCCCAUCAAUAAAAAAAGCAAAUUCGAACGACUUCAUAGCCAAAUCGAGACCAGGACAACUUUCCAUGAAUUCUAGAUCAGUUACAGAGAGUCAAAUACCAAAAGCGCAAUCUAAGGAGGAUGGAAAGGACGGAGAGUACUUCCUGCUGAAGAUUGAGACUCUUGAGUAGUUUCUACUACGUUCUACAGUAUUUUUCUACAAUAGACUCUUGAUGCAAGGGUUGUGGAAACCACACAGUUUGUACACUAAAUAGAUAAUCAUGUAAAUGGAUAUGUAUCAUGU
Scheffersomyces stipitis CBS 6054 is the source of this 3538-nucleotide messenger RNA. It is a transcript of the gene NIK1, whose product is annotated as Nik1p. Gene Ontology annotation, biological process: phosphorylation; cellular hyperosmotic response; phosphorelay signal transduction system. Gene Ontology annotation, cellular component: membrane. Gene Ontology annotation, molecular function: phosphorelay sensor kinase activity. The coding region runs from base 69 to 3425 and encodes 1118 amino acids. The transcript has a single exon. The record is from RefSeq and is a predicted model, not a curated record. Lineage: Eukaryota; Fungi; Ascomycota; Pichiomycetes; Serinales; Debaryomycetaceae.